CCCCCCUCCGCACGGCUUGCGCCCCUCUCGUGGGCACACCUCCAGGAUGACCCUGUCUGGAGCGGCUGGGGGCACCUGUUGCGGUCCGAGCCGACUCUGAGCCCACCCUCCUCUGGGUCCACCCCUCCCCGGCCCCAUCGGCUCCUUCCAGACUCGCUGCACCUUUGCGUCCCAGUCUGCGCUUCCUCCGCCCCUCUCUGCAGCCCGGGCUCCGACGCGCGCCCGGCGCUCCCGCAGAGCGAGCGGCGGCGCGCUGCGGGGGAUGCGCUCCAUGAGGGCUCUGCAGCGCUUGCUGAGCGGGGCCCGCACUCGCUGCCGGCGGGGAGUCUGGGGGCACCUGAGCCGGAGCCCGCUGCUGGGCGGGGGCGUCCGGCACCACCUCCAUGAGGCCGCGGCACGGGGCAGGGAGACGCCGCGCAGCCACCAGCCGCAGCAGCAGGAUCAAUUUGGGGCUUUGGGUCCGCCGCGCUGGGGCGGUAACGUGCCGUCCGCCCGGGAGGGCGUUUGGGCAGGUCGGUCCUCGGGAUGGCGCCUGCCCCAGUGAGUCAUCAGAGAGUGGUAUGCUGUGCCGGCUGGGUGAUCUCCUCUUCUACACUGUUGCUGAGGGACAGGAACGCAUCCCUAUUCACAAGUUCACUACUGCAUUGAAGGCCACUGGACUUCAAACAUCAGACCCCCGUCUCCGGGACUGCCUGAGCCAGAUGCGCCGCAUGGUUCGAGAGUCCAGCAGUGGUGGCCUCUUGGACCGAGAUCUCUUCCAAAAGUGUGUGAGCAGCAACAUUGUGCUCCUGACCCAGGCAUUCCGAAAGAAGUUUGUCAUUCCUGAUUUUGAGGAGUUCACGGGCCAUGUGGAUCGCAUCUUUGAGGAUGCCAAAGAGCUCACUGGAGGCAAAGUGGCAGCUUAUAUCCCUCAGCUGGCCAAGGCAAAUCCAGAGCUGUGGGGCGUCUCCCUGUGCACUGUGGAUGGCCAGCGGCACUCCGUGGGCCACACAAAGAUCCCCUUCUGCCUGCAGUCCUGUGUGAAGCCCCUCACCUAUGCCAUCUCCAUAAGCACCCUAGGCACUGACUACGUGCACAAGUUUGUGGGCAAGGAGCCCAGUGGCCUGCGCUACAACAAGCUCUCCCUCAAUGAGGAAGGAAUCCCCCAUAAUCCCAUGGUCAAUGCUGGUGCCAUUGUUGUGAGCUCCUUAAUCAAGAUGGACUGUAACAAAGCAGAGAAAUUUGAUUUUGUUUUGCAGUAUCUGAACAAAAUGGCUGGGAAUGAAUACAUGGGUUUCAGCAAUGCCACAUUCCAGUCAGAGAAGGAAACAGGGGAUCGGAAUUAUGCCAUCGGCUAUUAUCUAAAGGAGAAGAAGUGCUUUCCAAAGGGGGUAGACAUGAUGGCUGCCCUUGACCUCUACUUCCAGUUGUGUUCCGUGGAGGUCACUUGUGAAUCUGGCAGUGUCAUGGCAGCCACCUUGGCCAACGGUGGGAUCUGCCCCAUCACAGGCGAGAGCGUGCUGAGCGCUGAAGCAGUGCGCAACACCCUGAGCCUCAUGCACUCCUGCGGCAUGUACGACUUCUCAGGCCAGUUUGCCUUCCAUGUGGGCCUGCCAGCGAAGUCUGCUGUGUCAGGAGCCAUCCUCCUGGUGGUCCCCAAUGUCAUGGGAAUGAUGUGCCUGUCACCUCCAUUGGACAAAUUAGGGAAUAGCAACAGAGGCAUCAGCUUCUGCCAAAAAUUGGUGUCUCACUUCAAUUUCCAUAACUACGACAACCUGAGGCAUUGUGCUCGGAAGUUAGACCCACGACGUGAAGGGGGAGAAGUUCGGAACAAGACUGUGGUGAACAUCUUAUUUGCUGCCUAUACUGGGGAUGUCUCAGCUCUUCGAAGGUUUGCCUUGUCAGCCAUGGACAUGGAACAGAAAGACUAUGACUCCCGCACAGCCCUGCAUGUUGCUGCAGCUGAAGGACACAUCGAAGUUGUUAAAUUCCUGAUUGAGGCUUGCAAAGUGAAUCCAUUUGUCAAAGAUAGGUGGGGCAACAUUCCCCUGGAUGAUGCUGUGCAGUUCAACCAUGUGGAGGUGGUAAAAGCGCUUCAAGAUUACCAGGACUCCUACACACCAUCUGAGACUCAUGCUGAGGCAGCAACUGAGGUCCUAUCCAAAGAGAAUUUAGAAAGCAUGGUGUGAGCACAGGGCACACACAGUCCCUGCUCAAGAAGAAGCAUGAGCUGGUCACACACUAAUCCUACCGACACAACAUGCUAUGGAGAGCCUCUGUUUCAAUGGAGAUCAAGACUUAGACUAGUGCUUUGUGUGUGACAAAACAUCUCAUGCCCAUGGCAGACAGAGUACAGGGAAGUGCCUCACAGAGCACCUGCAGUGGAACUAUCCAUGGAAUCUAUAGGCUGCUUUAAGGUACAAUCGAAUGGCUUACCCCACUCAGAACCAUCCCAGAUCUCUUCUUCCUGAAGAAAACAUCAUAAGAGAUGUAGAUACUCUGAUGAAGGGGUCCUAGCCACCAUGCACAUAUAUGUAUCCAUGGUGUGUGAGUGUGUGUUUGUGUUUGUGUGUGGCUAUGCACCUGGCUUUAGUAGUCUGGAGAGAUGUGUGUGCCUCUUUGCCCCACCCCCUUACCCAGGAAGUGCUACUGCUAACAGCAAUUUUAUAGACAGAUAAAAGUAUUUUGUGCUCAAAUAAACUUUAAUUACACAAA
Molecule: messenger RNA, 2694 nt
Organism: Erinaceus europaeus (western European hedgehog)
Lineage: Eukaryota; Metazoa; Chordata; Mammalia; Eulipotyphla; Erinaceidae
Gene: GLS2
Product: glutaminase 2
Exons: 19
Coding region: 384-2168 (594 amino acids)
Biological process (GO): L-glutamine catabolic process
Molecular function (GO): glutaminase activity; protein binding
Source: RefSeq, a predicted model, not a curated record